CAUAUUUUAUUCUUUCUUGUUCUUGUUCUUGUUCCGAUGGCAGCAGGGUGGCUGAGAACGCUCGCCAAGCUCACUGCAGUGGUCGCAGUCGUGUACGCUGGGAUUGUCGCUGCCGUCAUGCUGAGCCCUGCGUUCCAGGCCGUCUUUGUCUACCUGCAUGUCCUCCGCAUCCCAUUCCCAACGCACUACACUGCGCCGCAUCUCCAUGGCCUGCACGGCGCUCGCCCAGUCACCAUCACCACGCAAGACGGACUGACCCUCGGCGCCUGGCACAUCCUCCCCGCCGGUCCUCUCACUCUCCACGCCGAGAUGGCGAUGGUUCGCGGAGAAGCGCAGGACGAGGUGUUUGACAGACUACUGCAGACCUCCCAAGCCAAAAUCAUCAUUUACUUUCAUGGCAACGCUGGCACGCGUGGCGUCGGACACCGCGUCGACUUUUACCGCACUGUCACCUCGCAUCUGGGUGCACAUGUGCUGACGUUCGAUUACCGAGGGUUUGGCGAGUCGGAAGGCACUCCGACCGAAGAUGGGCUCAAUUUGGACGCGUUCGCUGCGUACGAGUGGGUGCUGAGUCGCAUUGGCGAGGAAAACUCGGGCCGUGUGCUGAUCUGGGGUCACUCAUUGGGAUCCGGAGUGAGCUCGCGGUUCAUCUCAGAGCUGUGCUUGCAGCACGCAAAGGAAGAGCAGCGCAUCAAGCAGCACUUGGUUCAAGCAAUGCCCGAGACGAGCGAUGCGCUCAGCCACAUCCUUCCCCUCCCGUCUGCCCUCAUCCUCGACGCGCCGUUCUCAACGCUGCGAGACGGCGCACUGCAUCAUCCUGCUGGUACAUUGUUCCAGAUCAUUCCAAAGCUGGACUGGCUGCUCGAUCGCUUCCUCGCCCACAACUUCCCUUCCGUCGAACGCAUCAAGACCAUUGACAUUCCCAUUCUUAUCGUACAUGGACGCCAGGACAAGCGGCUACCCAUCGAGCUCGGAGAGCAGCUGUACAACAGCGCAAUCGAUGCCCGAACGGAGCGCGCGCGCCUCGGGCAACGAUUCCACACUGUGCCCGUUACUGCGAAUGGCUUCCGAACAAAGGUGCGGGAAACACACGGCGUGCGCUUUGUCGAGCUUCCCGACGGCGACCACAACACGAUUUGGAUGCAACCCGGCAUUCUGAGUUCCGUCCAGCAAUUCGUUCAGGAUUUUGCGGGCAACGUCCACCGUUCUUGAUGGGGGGGUGUGAAUUGAAAUUAUGCAGGAAUUACUGUAUUGCGGUGGCUUCUGUUUGUGACAGUACAAAGGUGACACAGUGGCAGUGGACUGGUAGAAAAGC
Messenger RNA from Capsaspora owczarzaki ATCC 30864, 1315 nucleotides. Its product is annotated as abhydrolase domain-containing protein 12B. Bases 37 to 1212 code for a protein of 391 amino acids. The transcript is spliced from 2 exons. The record is from RefSeq and is a predicted model, not a curated record. NCBI's taxonomy places the organism in Eukaryota, Filasterea, Ministeriida, Capsasporidae.